AUGGCUGCGCUGCACGGCGGCGCGCUCACAGCGCGUCCGCCGCCCGGCACGCACUGCCCGCACGUCUCCAUCCGCACCCAGGGCCCCGUCCAAUUCACGUGCGUACGGCGGCGCGCCCUCGUCGCGAACGCAUCGAGUCGAUCGAGGACGCCUGCGACGCCCCUCGAGUCGCGCAGCGCCGGGCGGGAGGAGCAGCGCAUUGGAGGCGAAGGCAGCUCGGCACCCCCGGGCACGAACGGCGCGCCACGCGACGAGGAGCGCCCCGUCGGCGAGCCGCCGCAGCUCCCCGGCGAGGACAAGUCCUGGCCGGACCGCCUGUCGUCGCUCGUGCCCCCUGCGCUCAUCUACGGCGCGGUCGCAUGGGACGUGAACGCAGCAGGGUCCCCCCACCUGCUCGCGCCCCUCGACAGCGCCGUGCACAACUUCGUGUCCUCCAGCGUCGGCUCCGAGCUCCAGCAGAUCCUCGGCCGCGCCGUGCUCUCGGAGGCCGCGAUCUACCUGUCGCUCGCGGGCAUCAUCGGCGGGUGUAGCUUGCAGCUGUUCCGCUGCCCUCGCGCCGCGCUGCCGCGCAUCGGUCUCCUGGCAGGGUUCUACUUCUUCGGCGGGGGCGCGGUGCUGCACAGCGACCCGUUCCUCGUCGACGCGCUCAAGGAGACGUUCGAGCGCGCGCGCCCGAACGGCCUCGGCCACACGUUCAGCUUCCCCUCCGGUCACACGACCGCGGCGGUCUUCAUGACCGGCGCCUUCCUCGUGUACGUCCUCCCGUGGCUGGCGUACACCGGAACCCUCGCGUCGCGGACGCUGCCGCGCGUGGACGCGUCGGACCCGCAGCUGGACCCGUACGACAUCGCCGUGCAGCUCGACGAGGGCGGGUCCACGCCCCCGGAGGACGCGCGCGACGUGGACGAGGACGAGGUGCUCUUCGGCCGGCCACCAGCGUGGGUCCCCGCUGUGUGGGCUGUGGCGGGGGGCACGACGGCGCUGGGGCGCGUGCUCGCGGACGUCCACUGGGUGUCGGACACGAUCGCGGGCGCGGCGCUCGGGUACGCCCUGGCGCUGACCCUGCGUCAGUCGGACCAGUGGUGCAACAAUGCCGUGGAGCUCAUCAUGCAGGAGCGGUUCCCGAGGCGGCGAACCACGCCGCGGUAG
Pedinophyceae sp. YPF-701 is the source of this 1149-nucleotide messenger RNA. NCBI's taxonomy places the organism in Eukaryota, Viridiplantae, Chlorophyta, Pedinophyceae. The record is from the annotation of a GenBank genome assembly.